AUGUGGUUCCUGAUCCUGUUCCUAGCCCUGUCCCUAGGAGGGAUUGAUGCUGCACCUCCUGUCCAGUCUCGCAUUGUUGGAGGAUUUAAAUGUGAGAAGAAUUCCCAACCCUGGCAUGUGGCUGUGUACCGCUACAACGAAUAUAUAUGUGGGGGUGUCCUGUUGGACCCCAACUGGGUUCUCACAGCAGCCCACUGCUAUGACAAUGCCCCCAGCCAGUAUAAUGUUUGGCUGGGCAAAAACAAGCUAUUCCAAGAUGAACACUCUGCUCAGCACCGAUUGGUCAGCAAAAGCUUCCCUCACCCUGGCUUCAACAUGAGCCUCCUGAUGAUCCAAAAAAUACCUCUUGGGGUCGACUUAAGCAAUGACCUGAUGCUGCUGCGCCUCAGCAAGCCUGCUGACAUCACAGAUGUUGUGAAGCCCAUCGCCCUGCCCACUGAGGAGCCCAAGCUGGGGAGCACAUGCCUUGCCUCAGGCUGGGGUAGCACUAUACCUUUCAAGUUCCAAUAUGCAAAAGAUCUUGAGUGUGUGUCCAUCAAAGUCCUGCCUAUUGAGAACUGUGCCAAAAGCCACAAUAAGAAGGUGACAGAUGUCAUGCUGUGUGCAGGAGAUAUGGAUGGAGGCAAAGACACUUGUGUGGGAGACUCAGGAGGCCCACUGAUCUGUGAUGGUGUUCUCCAUGGCAUCACAUCAUGGGGCUCUAUCCCAUGCGGUGAACCCAAUGCGCCGGGCAUCUACACCAAACUUAUUAAGUUUAACUCCUGGAUAAAAGACACUAUGGUGAAAAAUGCCUAA
This is a messenger RNA of Mus caroli (Ryukyu mouse), 795 nucleotides long. Lineage: Eukaryota; Metazoa; Chordata; Mammalia; Rodentia; Muridae. The record is from RefSeq and is a predicted model, not a curated record.